Molecule: messenger RNA, 1344 nt
Organism: Pungitius pungitius (ninespine stickleback)
Lineage: Eukaryota; Metazoa; Chordata; Actinopteri; Perciformes; Gasterosteidae
Exons: 7
Coding region: 82-1041 (319 amino acids)
Source: RefSeq, a predicted model, not a curated record
AAAGUCCGACCCGUGGCUCCGACGUGACACUGUGCCUCGGGGUUUUCUGAGCUGCAGCCGAACAUCACGGCGAGGCUCCGGAUGUCUUCCCUCCCGGUGAGACGCGGCGCCCACGGGGUGAUGCACUGCGGGAGCGUCGCCUUGGCCGUCAUCGCCCAGGUGAUCUCAGACGUCUUCUGUUACCUGGCGAAGGAAAGCAACGUGCCCAACGCCCUGUUUGCGACCUCGUCCAGGAAUGUGAGCGAGACCUUCCCCCUGGAGGUGACCAUGGACCGGUGGUCCGACGGCUGCUGGCUCAUCAUCGACUUGUGGUCCAAGGGAUGGCUCUUGUAUGCAGUGGUCAACAUAAUCAUAAGAACAGACCUCGGCCCUGAAAUCCACCCCCCGGUAUUCUAUCUGACGUGGACCACGGUCAACGUGGCGAGGAUGUGCUUGAUGUAUCUAUGGGACAAACACGAUCUACUCGGGGCCGUCCUACUGGGGUGGGUCCCCCCACUCCUCGCCUUCUACAUGCUCUACGUGUCCUGUUCUAACCUCAGCAAGCACGAGGCCUGGCUGGCCAUCAACAGGCCCCGCGUGAUCUCCUGGACGCGCUACCUGACCCAGAACGGCCUGGCGGCGUUUGCCUGGUGGUCUCUGCUGAACGCCGCGCUGGGUCUCGGCAUCGCGCUCAAGUACGAGGCCCGCGUGCCCGACCCGCUGUCUAGCACCGCCGUCCUCACCGCCGUCUCCUCCUGCACCGUAAUGUGGUUUGUCCUGCAGAGCUGCCUGUUGGCCAAGCACAUGCGCUACGUAUUCAGCGUUUAUGCCAUUCUCAUCCUGGGCCUGGGCGCCAUGUUCACCAGAAGCUACCGCGUCCACGACCUCGCCGCCAACACAGUCUAUUGUGGUUUCCUAAUGCUCCUGAUGACCAUCAUGAACUCCAUCCACUCCAUCUCCACGUGUCUGCGCGCCGAUCAGUCAAACAAACCCGUUGGCGCGGAGCCGUCCCGUGAGGCGGUGUGGCACACCGACCUCAGGGGCCCCGCCGCCAAGAUCUGAGUCUCACUUUGACGUGAAGAAAUCCAUCAAACGGAUCCAAUCACCAUCGAGCAGGUGUGCACUUUACGUUAAUCACCAGGAGGGAGCAGCACAGCUACAUGCUGAGACCCCGACACGGCUCCAAAGGAGAAACCUGCAUUUGAUCGUUUCACAAGAGCAGAUGUAUCAUCAGGAGAGGUUCAUAGCUCGUAGUGCUUUUGUUUUUGUUUUGUUUUUAGGCCAAAUUGCAUCUUUGUCUUCUGAAAUAAAGGAUGGAAACAAACCAUUGCACACUGGAGCUCUCGGUCACAAACCCAACCAUAA